Molecule: messenger RNA, 1300 nt
Organism: Astyanax mexicanus (Mexican tetra)
Lineage: Eukaryota; Metazoa; Chordata; Actinopteri; Characiformes; Acestrorhamphidae
Gene: ptgr2
Product: prostaglandin reductase 2
Exons: 9
Coding region: 131-1177 (348 amino acids)
Biological process (GO): prostaglandin metabolic process
Molecular function (GO): 15-oxoprostaglandin 13-reductase [NAD(P)+] activity
Source: RefSeq, a predicted model, not a curated record
GGCAGUCACGUGACUUUUAACACUACAGCUGGAAAGUUAGCAAGUUUAGCUGCAAAGCAGCAGCGCUUUAUAUGAUUUAUAUAUGUUCUCGAGCGCUUAGUCCUCGCCGUGGUUGUGAGUGUGGGUGAAGAUGUUGGCGGUGAAAAGAGUCGUGCUGUCCUCUCGCCCAGGAAAAAAUGGUCAACCAGUUCCCAGCAAUUUCCGUGUGGAGGAGAGCAGCUUAUCCACGGAGCUGAACGAGGGCGAGGUGCUGGUCAGGACCCUGUAUCUCUCUGUUGACCCCUACAUGCGCUGUCGCAUGAAUGAUGAUACAGGUGCAGAUUACCUGGCACCAUGGAACCUGGAAGAGUGUGUUGAUGGAGGUGGGGUGGGUGUUGUGGAGGCUAGCAAGAAUGACUUACUAGCCACUGGUGACAUAGUCACUUCAUUCAACUGGCGCUGGCAAACUCAUGAUGUGUUUAAUGGUAACAUUUUACAGAAGGUUGACCCUAGAAUGGUUGAUGGUCACCUGUCAUAUUUUCUGGGAACAGUAGGCAUGCCUGGACUCACUGCACUUCUAGGUGUAAGAAAGAAAGGUCACGUAACGAAAGGAGCCAAUCAGACCAUGGUGAUCAGUGGAGCAGCUGGAGCUUGUGGCUCACUUGCUGGACAGAUUGGCAGGCUGGAUGGCUGUGAAAGAGUGUUUGGGAUCUGUGGUUCAGAGGAGAAGUGCCAGGCCCUGGUGUCAGAUCUGGGCUUCACAGCAGCUGUGAAUUAUAAAAAGGGAGACAUCUCGAAGGCUUUGAGAGACAGUUGUCCAAAUGGAGUGGACAUCUACUUUGACAAUGUGGGAGGGCCCAUCAGCGACACGGUCAUCUCACAGAUGAACAACGAGGGUCAUGUAAUCCUGUGUGGUCAGAUCUCUCAGUACAAUAAAGACAUACCCUAUCCGCCUCCGUUGAGUGAACAGACUCAAGAAACUCUGCGAAGCAAAAACAUCACAAGGGAAAGGUUUAUGGUGCUGAACUACAUGGACAAACAUGAAGAAGGCCUCCUGCAGCUGAGUCAAUGGGUGACGACCGGUCAAAUUAAGGUUUUGGAAACUGUAGUGAAUGGAAUAGAAAAUAUGGGUGUGGCCUUUUGCUCCAUGAUGACCGGAGGCAACAUUGGAAAGCAAAUUGUCAAAAUUGCAGACUGAGCCACACUUCUCCAACAGAGGGUACUCUAUUUUCUGCCUACAACUGACCUGGGACUUUAUUUUACUAUACACACCAUAGAAACUUUGUUUGGUACAUAACAACUGUAAUGCACUCACUCAUUU